Molecule: messenger RNA, 9668 nt
Organism: Sorex fumeus (smoky shrew)
Lineage: Eukaryota; Metazoa; Chordata; Mammalia; Eulipotyphla; Soricidae
Gene: TENM3
Product: teneurin transmembrane protein 3
Exons: 34
Coding region: 491-8659 (2722 amino acids)
Biological process (GO): heterophilic cell-cell adhesion; neuron development; signal transduction
Cellular component (GO): neuron projection; membrane
Molecular function (GO): protein homodimerization activity; protein heterodimerization activity; cell adhesion molecule binding
Source: RefSeq, a predicted model, not a curated record
CUUCAUGUUAACAGAACCAAGGGACUGAGGUACUGUACACUGAGUUUGAGGCAGCUGGUCUACCUGGAGCUCAGGCACGGACUACUAAGAAUUCCCACCAAUGGUAGAAAGAUGGCUCUGCUGAGAUGAGCGCUUAAUUAAUGCACUGAGAGCGAGAGUCCCACCUCUCGACAGGAAUGAUUGACGUCCAAGGAUACAUAAAUUACACUAAUUGAGCUCUGCCUCUAUAUAGACUUUCCAGAGCCAACUCAUCAGAGAAGCUAGGUUGUAGAACAAUCUGUAUCUGCUUGGCAACUCUAAUUGAGUAGACUACUACAAAAUUGAAGAAGAAUAUACCUUUUUGAGACUUGCUCCUUGAAGAAAAGGUGAUUUAGAAUUUCUGUGCCAGCAAGAGAAGGAAAGAUCUCCUUAAAGAAGAGGAGAGAGCCCACAGAGAAUUACUCCCUGAGCCGCCCGUGUGCCCAGCAGGUCUGAUGUUUGCACGGAAGGAAUGGAUGUCAAAGAGCGCCGGCCUUAUUGCUCCCUGACCAAGAGCAGACGAGAGAAAGAGCGGCGGUACACCAAUUCCUCUGCAGACAAUGAGGAGUGUCGAGUGCCUACGCAGAAGUCUUACAGCUCCAGCGAGACCCUGAAAGCGUUUGAUCAUGAUUCAUCGAGGCUGCUCUAUGGAAACCGAGUAAAGGAUUUGGUCCACAGAGAAGCUGAUGAAUACUCCAGACAAGGACAGAAUUUUACCCUAAGGCAGUUAGGAGUGUGUGAACCAGCAAGUCGAAGAGGACUGGCCUUUUGUGCGGAAAUGGGGCUCCCCCACAGAGGUUACUCUAUCAGCGCAGGGUCAGACGCUGAUACUGAAAAUGAAGCAGUGAUGUCCCCAGAGCAUGCCAUGAGACUGUGGGGCAGAGGGGUCAAAUCGGGCCGCAGCUCCUGCCUCUCCAGUCGCUCCAACUCAGCCCUCACACUGACGGACACAGAGCAUGAGAACAAGUCCGACAGUGACAACGAGCAACCAGCGAACAACCACGGCCAGUCCACGCUCCAGGCUCUCCCACCUGCCCCAAAGCAGCACCCUACCCAGCAUCACCCAUCCAUCACCUCCCUCAAUCGGAACUCCCUGACCAAUAGAAGGAACCAGAGUCCGGCCCCGCCGGCUGCUUUGCCCGCCGAGCUGCAAACCACACCCGAGUCCGUCCAGCUGCAGGACAGCUGGGUCCUUGGCAGUAAUGUACCACUGGAAAGCAGGCAUUUCCUAUUCAAAACAGGAACAGGGACGACGCCGCUGUUCAGUACUGCAACCCCGGGCUACACAAUGGCUUCUGGCUCCGUCUAUUCGCCGCCGACACGGCCACUGCCCAGAAACACCCUAUCAAGAAGUGCAUUUAAGUUCAAGAAGUCUUCGAAGUACUGUAGCUGGAAGUGCACAGCGCUGUGUGCCGUAGGGGUCUCUGUGCUCCUAGGAAUCCUCCUGUCCUAUUUUAUAGCGAUGCAUCUAUUUGGCCUCAACUGGCAGUUGCAGCAGACAGAAAAUGACACAUUUGAGAAUGGAAAAGUGAAUUCUGAGACCAUACCAACCAACACUGUCUCGUUACCUUCCGGCGACAAUGGAAAAUUAGGUGGAUUUGCACAGGAAAAUAACACCAUAGAUUCUGGAGAACUGGAUAUUGGCCGAAGAGCAAUUCAAGAGGUUCCUCCCGGCAUCUUCUGGAGAUCACAGCUCUUUAUUGACCAGCCCCAGUUUCUUAAAUUCAAUAUCUCUCUUCAGAAGGAUGCAUUGAUUGGAGUAUAUGGCCGAAAAGGCUUACCACCUUCCCAUACUCAGUACGACUUCGUGGAACUCCUGGAUGGCAGCAGGCUGAUCGCCCGAGAGCAGCGGAACCUGCUGGAGACGGAGAGAGCGGGCCGGCAGGCCAGGUCGGUCAGCCUGCACGAGGCCGGCUUCAUCCAGUACCUGGACUCGGGCAUCUGGCACCUGGCUUUCUAUAACGACGGGAAGAACACAGAGCAGGUGUCCUUCAACACCAUCGUGAUUGAGUCUGUGGUAGAAUGCCCCCGCAACUGCCACGGCAAUGGAGAGUGUGUCUCCGGAACCUGCCAUUGCUUCCCAGGGUUCCUAGGGCCAGAUUGUUCCAGAGCCGCCUGUCCCGUGCUUUGCAGCGGCAACGGGCAGUACUCCAAGGGCCGCUGCCUGUGCUUCAGCGGCUGGAAGGGCACCGAGUGCGACGUGCCCACCACUCAGUGCAUCGACCCACAAUGCGGCGGCCGCGGGGUCUGUAUCAUGGGCUCUUGUGCCUGCAACUCGGGGUACAAAGGAGAGAACUGUGAGGAAGCCGACUGCCUGGACCCCGGGUGUGCUGGCCAUGGUGUGUGCAUCCACGGGGAGUGUCACUGCAACCCAGGAUGGGGUGGGAGCAACUGUGAAAUACUCAAGACCAUGUGUCCAGACCAAUGUUCUGGCCAUGGAACCUACCUCCAAGAAAGUGGUUCCUGUACGUGUGACCCCAACUGGACAGGCCCCGACUGCUCCAAUGAGAUCUGCUCCGUGGACUGCGGCUCGCACGGUGUCUGCCUGGGGGGCAGCUGUCGCUGCGAAGAAGGCUGGACCGGCCCCGCCUGCAACCAGCGCGCCUGCCACCCACGCUGCGCUGAGCAUGGGACGUGCAGGGACGGCAAGUGUGAAUGCAGUCAGGGGUGGAACGGGGAGCACUGCACCAUCGCUCACUAUUUGGAUAAGAUAGUGAAAGCAGACAAGAUAGGAUAUAAAGAGGGAUGCCCGGGGCUCUGCAACAGCAACGGAAGAUGCACCCUGGACCAGAACGGCUGGCACUGUGUCUGCCAGCCCGGCUGGCGAGGAGCAGGCUGCGAUGUGGCCAUGGAAACCCUGUGUACAGACAGCAAGGACAAUGAAGGAGAUGGGCUCGUGGACUGCGUGGACCCAGACUGUUGCCUUCAGACGUCCUGUCAGAAUCAGCCCUACUGCCGCGGCCUGCCUGACCCUCAGGACAUCAUCAGUCAGAGCCUCCAGUCUCCUUCUCAGCAAGCUGCCAGAUCCUUCUACGAUCGCAUUAGCUUCCUCAUAGGCUCCGACAGCACCCAUGUGAUCCCUGGAGAAAGCCCUUUCAAUAAGAGCCUUGCCUCAGUCAUCAGAGGUCAAGUACUCACUGCGGAUGGAACGCCACUCAUUGGAGUCAACGUGUCGUUUUUCCAUUAUCCAGAAUAUGGUUAUACCAUCACCCGUCAGGAUGGAAUGUUUGACCUGGUGGCAAACGGUGGGGCUUCACUCACUCUGGUGUUUGAGCGCUCCCCCUUCCUCACCCAGUACCACACCGUGUGGAUUCCCUGGAAUGUCUUCUAUGUGAUGGAUACCCUGGUCAUGAAGAAAGAGGAGAACGACAUUCCCAGCUGCGACCUGAGUGGAUUUGUGCGGCCAAAUCCCAUCAUUGUCUCCUCGCCCUUAUCUACGUUUUUCAGAUCAUCUCCUGAAGACAGUCCCAUCAUUCCUGAAACACAGGUGCUGCAUGAGGAAACCACCAUUCCAGGAACAGAUCUGAAACUUUCCUACCUGAGUUCCAGAGCUGCGGGCUAUAAAUCAGUGCUUAAGAUCACAAUGACCCAAGCCGUCAUCCCCUUCAACUUGAUGAAGGUGCAUCUGAUGGUGGCAGUGGUGGGAAGACUCUUCCAGAAGUGGUUUCCCGCCUCACCAAACCUGGCCUACACGUUCAUAUGGGAUAAAACUGACGCCUACAACCAGAAGGUCUAUGGGCUGUCAGAAGCUGUUGUGUCUGUGGGGUACGAGUAUGAGUCGUGCCUGGACCUGACUCUCUGGGAGAAGAGAACCGCCAUCCUGCAGGGCUACGAGCUGGACGCAUCCAACAUGGGCGGCUGGACGCUAGACAAGCACCACGUGUUGGAUGUUCAGAACGGUAUACUCUACAAGGGAAAUGGGGAAAAUCAGUUUAUCUCCCAGCAGCCGCCGGUGGUCAGUAGUAUCAUGGGCAACGGCCGGAGACGCAGCAUCUCAUGUCCGAGUUGCAAUGGGCAGGCCGACGGGAACAAGCUCUUGGCUCCCGUGGCACUGGCUUGUGGGAUCGAUGGCAGUCUCUAUGUUGGGGACUUCAACUACGUUCGCCGGAUAUUCCCAUCUGGAAAUGUGACAAGCGUCUUAGAACUAAGAAAUAAAGAUUUUAGACAUAGCAGCAACCCGGCCCAUCGCUACUACCUGGCCACAGACCCCGUGACCGGGGACUUGUAUGUCUCAGACACAAACACUCGCAGAAUCUACCGGCCCAAGUCACUGACGGGGGCCAAGGACUUGACCAAGAAUGCCGAAGUGGUGGCCGGGACGGGGGAGCAGUGCCUCCCCUUUGAUGAGGCAAGAUGUGGGGACGGCGGCAAGGCUGUGGAGGCCACACUCAUGAGUCCCAAAGGAAUGGCAAUUGACAAGAAUGGAUUGAUCUAUUUCGUUGAUGGAACCAUGAUCCGGAAAGUGGAUCAGAAUGGCAUCAUAUCGACAGUCCUGGGCUCCAAUGACCUGACGUCAGCCAGACCCUUGACGUGUGACACCAGCAUGCAUAUCAGCCAGGUCCGCCUGGAGUGGCCCACCGACCUGGCCAUUAACCCGAUGGACAACUCCAUUUAUGUGCUGGAUAACAACGUGGUCCUCCAGAUCACGGAGAACCGCCAGGUGCGCAUUGCAGCUGGGCGGCCCAUGCACUGCCAGGUGCCGGGGGUGGAGUACCCCGUGGGGAAGCAUGCAGUGCAGACCACGCUGGAGUCGGCCACCGCCAUCGCCGUGUCCUACAGUGGUGUCCUGUACAUCACCGAGACAGAUGAGAAGAAGAUCAACCGCAUCCGGCAGGUCACCACGGAUGGCGAGAUCUCGCUGGUAGCCGGCAUCCCUUCCGAGUGCGAUUGCAAGAACGACGCCAACUGUGACUGCUACCAGACAGGGGACGGGUAUGCCAAAGACGCCAAACUGAACACGCCAUCCUCCCUGGCCGCCUCCCCUGACGGUACCCUGUACAUCGCGGACCUGGGCAACAUCCGCAUCCGGGCCGUGUCUAAGAACAGGCCUUUCCUGAACUCCAUGAACUUCUACGAGCUCGCCUCACCCACCGACCAAGAGCUCUACAUCUUUGACGUCAAUGGGACCCAUCAGUACACAGUCAGUCUUGUCACUGGAGAUUAUCUGUACAACUUCAGCUACAGCAACGACAAUGACAUAACAGCCGUGACCGACAGCAGCGGCAACACCCUGCGGAUCCGGCGCGACCCUAACCGGAUGCCUGUCCGAGUGGUAUCCCCCGAUAACCAGGUGAUCUGGCUGACCAUCGGGACCAACGGGUGUCUGAAGAGCAUGACGGCGCAAGGACUGGAGUUGGUCUUGUUCACAUACCAUGGCAAUAGUGGCCUCCUGGCCACAAAAAGCGACGAGACGGGAUGGACCACAUUUUUUGACUAUGACAGUGAAGGGCGCCUCACCAAUGUCACCUUCCCAACCGGCGUCGUCACCAACCUCCAUGGGGACAUGGACAAGGCCAUCACGGUGGACCUGGAGUCAUCCAGUCACGAAGAGGACGUCAGCAUCACUUCCAACUUGUCCUCUAUUGAUUCCUUCUAUACCAUGGUUCAAGAUCAGUUAAGAAACAGCUACCAGAUCGGUUACGACGGCUCCCUGAGAAUCAUCUAUGCCAGUGGGCUGGACUCUCACUACCAAACCGAGCCCCACGUGCUGGCCGGCACUGCCAACCCCACUGUGGCCAAACGGAACAUGACGCUCCCCGGUGAGAAUGGGCAGAACCUGGUGGAGUGGAGGUUCCGCAAGGAGCAGGCCCAGGGGAAGGUCAAUGUCUUCGGACGCAAACUCAGGGUGAAUGGCCGGAACCUGCUUUCUGUCGACUUCGAUCGUACCACCAAGACGGAAAAGAUCUACGAUGACCACCGGAAGUUCCUCCUGAGGAUCGCCUAUGACACGUCGGGACACCCGACACUCUGGCUGCCGAGCAGCAAGCUGAUGGCCGUCAACGUCACCUACUCCUCCACGGGCCAGAUCGCCAGCAUCCAGCGGGGCACCACCAGCGAGAAAGUCGACUACGACAGCCAGGGCAGAAUCGUGUCUCGGGUCUUCGCCGAUGGCAAGACGUGGAGCUACACUUACCUGGAGAAGUCCAUGGUGCUGCUGCUGCACAGCCAGCGGCAGUACAUCUUCGAGUACGACAUGUGGGACCGGCUGUCAGCCAUCACCAUGCCCAGCGUGGCCCGCCACACCAUGCAGACCAUUCGCUCCAUCGGCUACUACCGCAACAUCUACAACCCGCCUGAGAGCAACGCCUCAGUCAUCACCGAUUACAGUGAGGAGGGGUUGCUCCUGCAGACGGCCUUCCUGGGCACCAGCCGCCGCGUCCUGUUCAAGUACCGCCGGCAGACGCGGCUGGCAGAGAUCCUGUAUGACAGCACACGAGUCAGCUUCACCUACGAUGAGACGGCGGGCGUCCUGAAGACCGUCAACCUGCAGAGCGACGGCUUCAUCUGCACCAUCCGCUACCGCCAGAUCGGGCCACUCAUCGACCGCCAGAUCUUCCGCUUCAGCGAGGACGGCAUGGUCAACGCCCGGUUCGACUACAGCUACGACAACAGCUUCCGGGUGACCAGCAUGCAGGGGGUCAUCAACGAGACACCGCUGCCCAUUGACCUCUACCAGUUCGAUGACAUCUCCGGCAAGGUGGAGCAGUUCGGCAAGUUCGGCGUCAUCUACUACGACAUCAACCAGAUCAUCUCCACGGCCGUCAUGACCUACACCAAGCACUUCGACGCGCACGGCCGCAUCAAGGAGAUCCAGUACGAGAUCUUCCGCUCACUCAUGUACUGGAUCACUGUCCAGUACGACAACAUGGGGCGCGUCACCAAGCGGGAGAUCAAGAUCGGGCCCUUCGCCAACACCACCAAGUACGCCUACGAAUACGAUGUGGACGGGCAGCUGCAGACUGUGUACCUGAACGAGAAGAUCAUGUGGCGGUACAACUACGACCUCAACGGGAACCUCCACCUGCUCAACCCCAGCAGCAGCGCCCGGCUCACCCCACUGCGCUACGACCUGCGCGACAGGAUCACACGGCUGGGCGAUGUGCAGUACCGAUUGGACGAGGAUGGGUUCCUGCGGCAGCGGGGCACCGAGAUCUUCGAGUACAGCUCCAAAGGCCUCCUGACACGUGUGUACAGCAAAGGCAGCGGCUGGACCGUGGUCUACCGCUACGACGGCCUGGGGAGACGCGUGUCCAGCAAGACCAGCCUGGGCCAGCACCUGCAGUUCUUCUACGCCGACCUGACCUACCCCACGCGCAUCACACAUGUGUACAACCACUCGAGCUCCGAGAUCACCUCGCUCUACUAUGACCUCCAGGGCCACCUCUUUGCCAUGGAGAUCAGCAGUGGGGAUGAGUUCUACAUCGCCUCCGACAACACGGGCACCCCCCUGGCUGUCUUCAGCAGCAAUGGGCUGAUGCUCAAGCAGAUCCAGUACACAGCCUACGGUGAGAUCUACUUCGACUCCAACAUCGACUUCCAGCUGGUGAUUGGCUUCCAUGGCGGCUUGUACGACCCCCUCACCAAACUCAUCCACUUUGGCGAGAGGGACUACGACAUUCUGGCAGGACGAUGGACCACACCAGACAUAGAAAUGUGGAAACGAAUCGGGAAGGACCCGGCUCCCUUCAACCUCUACAUGUUUCGCAACAACAACCCCGCCAGCAAGAUCCAUGAUGUCAAAGACUACAUCACAGAUGUGAACAGCUGGCUGGUGACAUUUGGCUUCCAUCUGCACAAUGCUAUUCCUGGAUUCCCCGUCCCCAAAUUCGACUUAACAGAGCCUUCUUACGAGCUCGUGAAGACGCAGCAGUGGGAUGACGUGCCGCCCAUCUUUGGAGUGCAGCAGCAGGUGGCCCGCCAGGCCAAGGCCUUCCUGUCCCUGGGGAGGAUGGCCGAGGUGCAGGUGAGCCGACGCAAGGGCGGCGGCGCCCCGUCGUGGCUGUGGUUCGCCACGGUCAAGUCGCUCAUCGGCAAGGGCGUCAUGCUGGCCGUGAGCCAGGGCCGCGUGCAGACCAACGUGCUCAACAUCGCCAGCGAGGACUGCAUCAAGGUGGCGGCCGUGCUCAACAACGCCUUCUACCUGGAGAACCUGCACUUCACCAUCGAGGGCAAGGACACGCACUACUUCAUCAAGACCAGCACGCCGGAGAGCGACCUGGGCGCGCUGCGGCUGACGAGCGGCCGCAAGGCGCUGGAGAACGGCAUCAACGUCACCGUGUCGCAGUCCACCACGGUGGUCAACGGCAGGACUCGCAGGUUCGCCGACGUGGAGAUGCAGUUCGGCGCGCUGGCGCUGCACGUGCGCUACGGGAUGACGCUGGACGAGGAGAAGGCGCGCAUCCUGGAGCAGGCGCGCCAGCGCGCGCUCGCCCGGGCCUGGGCGCGCGAGCAGCAGCGCGUGCGCGACGGCGAGGAGGGCGCGCGCCUCUGGACCGAGGGCGAGAAGCGGCAGCUGCUGAGCGCCGGCAAGGUGCAGGGCUACGACGGGUACUACGUACUCUCGGUGGAGCAGUACCCCGAGCUGGCCGACAGCGCCAACAACAUCCAGUUCCUGCGGCAGAGCGAGAUCGGCAAGAGGUAACCAAGCCCCCCUCCAGGGAGCUCUCCAGGGAGGAUGCUCCCCACCCCACCCCACCCCCCAUGCACUCCGCCUCCCAGCUGGAAGGGGGUCGGUCGGUCGGAGGAGGCGCGCGCCCGCCCCUGCAGCAGAUGUGUUUGACGGCACAAUCCAGAUCGGACUCUUGGAGCUCCCCCACCCCUAAAGAGCCUGCCAGGAGAAGGAUAACUGCUAGGAAAACCAGACAACACACACACACACACACACACACAAACACACAGGAUAGUAACAGUCAAAGUAAUAAAACUCUUUUCUGAAUGACCUUAAAGGUGAUGGCUUUAAAGAAUUUGUUUACAUGUGUAUAUCGCUGCACUCAGUCGGACUAAAAUCAAUGGGAAAAAAAACAAAAGAAAAAAAAGGGGUCUCGACCUUUUUUUUUCUUCUUCUUCUUGGGUUUUGUUUGUUUGUUUUGCGCUUCGGUCCAAUCAGCUCCUUCCAGGCGCCUUGGAUGUGAGGCUCCUGCGCUCAGACAGCAGUUGGAGGUGCCAAGUGGGACUCAGAGCGUCGCUUGUAGGAUGUAGUCUAGGUCUGUCGCGAUGCAGAAACGUGGGGCCACAGGAGCAGUUGGUCAACGACCCCGACAUGGCACCCACUGCUGCUUUGUGAAAGGACUUCGCCGCCGCAACUGACUUCGCUCCUGCGGGGGGGAUUUCGGAACGGAUUUUAACCAUGCUCAAAAAGAUUAAAAAAAAAAAAAAAAGAAAACACACAAAAACAAAACGUGGUUUGCCUUGGGGAAAACACAACGAAACAAAACGGAAACACACACACACAAAAAAAAACUGGCAACCAGAAUCCUUGUCACUGAUAAGCAAAGGAGACCCUGAUUUUUUUGUAAAUUAUGUGAGACAAGUUGUUUAUGGAUUUUUAUAUGAAUUACAAUUUACUGUACAUCAAAUAUUAGUCUCAGAGGAGUUAAUUUAUGUAAAGUGUUUAAAAAGUUUAUACUUAAAAAUAAAAUGAUAAAAACAUG